AUUUUCUCUAUCUAGAAUACUGAAACAAUGGGUUCCAAAUGUUCAAUCCUCAACGAUACUGAAUACGAUGUAUGGAUAACACAUGGAAUAAACUGGCAGUCUUUGGUUUUUGCUGUUGAUAUCCUGUUAUUUGUAGCUACAAUGGGUGCCGCCAGUGGCAGUACAGUAAAUACUAAUGCGGUGAAGGUAGCUUCUGUUGUAAAAGAUCCACUUGAAAACCUUCGACGUUUUGGUAUGAACAAACCAGAGGAGACAAAAACAGAUACGAAUUUAGCUUACGAGUUGAUCAAGCCUGGUGAAAAGUACACGUGGUUUGGUACACUAUCUCUCCACAUGCGUGUCUAUGUUAAGAAUCAUAAGUUGCAGCUUGACGAAAACGUGUGUUUUACUGGUCCCACUCCCGACUCUGAGAAUGUCUACCCCAUUUCUACAUAUUUUAAAAAGUUGGACAUUAAGACCAACAAAUAAUUUAUGAUGACAUGAACUCUAGUUGUUGUGGUUAUUUUGUUAGCAGCUUGAUAAACCUAUUACUGUAAAGCCACGGUCAGACGAG
Messenger RNA from Paramuricea clavata, 553 nucleotides. Lineage: Eukaryota; Metazoa; Cnidaria; Anthozoa; Malacalcyonacea; Plexauridae. The record is from the annotation of a GenBank genome assembly.